Molecule: messenger RNA, 3293 nt
Organism: Lepidothrix coronata (blue-crowned manakin)
Lineage: Eukaryota; Metazoa; Chordata; Aves; Passeriformes; Pipridae
Gene: ELF1
Product: E74 like ETS transcription factor 1
Exons: 9
Coding region: 365-2233 (622 amino acids)
Biological process (GO): regulation of transcription by RNA polymerase II; cell differentiation
Cellular component (GO): nucleus
Molecular function (GO): DNA-binding transcription factor activity, RNA polymerase II-specific; sequence-specific DNA binding
Source: RefSeq, a predicted model, not a curated record
CCGCCCGGCCCCGCGGUGAGUCACCGGCCGGGGCUCGGGCACCACUUCCCCUCUCGACAGGAGCCAUUUUAGCUGCACGAAGCUGCGGGGAGGCCGGGGCGGUGCCGCGGGCCCCGCGGCCGAGCGUGACAAAGGCUAUUGAGGUGGAAAGAAUAACUCAGGGAAGGAUUUGCCUUGGUUUGUUUCACUUUGAGAAGAGAAGAACCCAGGAACACUGAUGAUUUAAGAAAUACAAACACUGAUACUCAAUUCGUUUUGUGAUCCUGCCUUUCUGCUCAGCUGGACCUCGGUGACAUUCUCCAUUCUUUUGCAUUUGAGAACAUUUUUCUUUGUAUGUGGAGCUGAGACCUGGGAAUGCGUUAUUAUGGCAGCAGUUGUACAGCAGAAUGAGCUUGUGUUUGAAUUUGCCAGCAACGUCAUGGAGGAUGAGCAGCAGCUUGGUGAUCCAUCCAUUUUCCCUGCUGUCAUCGUGGAGCAUGUUCCUAGUGCAGAACUCCUACAUAACUACUCUGGCUUAACCUGUGUGGAUGAACCUAGUGACAUGAUCACUGAAAACUCUCUGGACGUCGCAGAAGAGCAAAUCAUAGAAGAUGAUGAUAUCACCCUCACAGUUGAAGCAUCUUGUCAUAAUGGAGAUGAAACAAUGGAAACAAUCGAGGCUGCUGAAGCACUUCUCAAUAUGGACUCCCCUGGUCCUAUGUUGGAUGAAAAAAGAAUAACAACUAUGUUUGGCGCAGCUGAAGAGGAUGAUAUGGUGGCUCCUAUUACACAUGUGUCAGUCACACUUGAUGGGAUCCCUGAGGUGGUGGAAGCCCCAGACUCUUACGCUGAAUCACCAGAGACUCCAGAAUUUGAACAACCAAAGAAGAGAAAAGGGAAAAAACCGAAACCAUCUCGUUCUGAGUCCCCUACUACAACUCCAAACAUAUCUGUGAAAAAGAAAAACAAAGAUGGAAAGGGUAAUACAAUUUAUCUCUGGGAGUUCUUACUAGCACUGCUCCAGGACAAAGCUACGUGUCCUAAAUAUAUCAAAUGGACUCAAAGAGAGAAGGGCAUUUUCAAACUGGUAGAUUCCAAGGCUGUGUCCAGGUUGUGGGGAAAACACAAAAACAAACCUGACAUGAAUUAUGAAACAAUGGGUAGAGCUCUCAGAUACUAUUACCAAAGAGGAAUCUUGGCUAAAGUAGAAGGGCAGCGUCUAGUGUAUCAAUUUAAAGAAAUGCCAAAAGAUCUCAUCUAUAUUGAUGAUGAGGAUGCGAGCCCUAGCACUGAAUCAUCAGAUUCAACUCUGCUCUCGACUGCGGUGGCCAACAGAAACCAAUCAAGCAGAACUAGAGCAUCUGCAAACGCAGGAACAAAGGGAGGAUCAACCGCGAUGCUAAAAACAGGAAACGCAAAGCCUGCUAAGCUGAAGGAGCAUGUAGAAGUUGGACAGCAGCAGACACCUGGCUUGACUUCAGAAGUUUUGAGGACAAUGCAAUCUCCGCAGCCAGUACAAUCCACUCAGCUUUUUCGGACAGUUCACGUAAUGCAGCCGUUGCAGCCCCUCACAGAAGGACAUGCAGCUGUAACCAGUAAUGUUCCGGAUGAAUCGUUGAAUUCCUCGGUUCAGAAUAUAAGGACUUUACAGACUCCAGCCCAGGUUCCAGUGGUUGUUUCUCCUGGAAAUCAGCAGCUGCAUACUGUAACACUCCAGACAGUGCCUCUUACUACAGUUAUAGCCAGCACAGAUCCAGCCUCAGUAACAGCAGCCCAAAAAUUUAUUUUACAAGCCAUUCCGACUUCCCAAGCCAUGACGGUUCUUAAAGAAAACGUCAUGGUACAGUCUCAGAAGCCAGUCUCGCCUCCUUCCUCAAUUGUGCUGAGCCCAGCACAAGUUCAGCAGGUGCUCACCAGCAGUGUGCAGACAAUUUGCAAUGGAACAGUCAACAUGGCUUCAUCUCCAUCCUUCAGUGCCACUACCCCCGUGGUGACAUUUUCGCCCAGCAGCUCCCAGGUGAUGUCUCAUCCGUCGGGCACGGUGAUCACUUCGGUUAUUAAAGCACCAGAAACCAAACAGGUUGGCGUAAAAGAAGCAGUGAAGGAAGGGGGUGACAAAUCAGACGAUACUGAGCAGUCGGAGCAGAGUUUCCAGCAGCAGCCAUUUGUGAUGGUAGUGUCCAGUUCAAAUGGUAUCCCAUCUAACAUGCAAGUGAAGCAAGAAAAUGAGCCAUUGGAACCCAAUUUGUAUUAAUAAUUAAAUAAUUAAAAAAAAGACCCUGUGGAUGAUUAUUUUCAUAAAUGUGAUGGGACCUUUCAUUUAUGUAUAUAUGAUUUGAUUUUGAAGCAAGAUGUUGCAAAGCUACUUAAUUUCUGCAGUUAAUUGUUAGAAUUCAUGCUUUAGGAUGGAUUUUGAUUUUCUGUUAAUUGCUAAGUGUUAUCAUAUCAAUAAAAUUAUAUAUUACUCAUUUUUCAAAAUACAGGCAUGAAGGAACAUGCUUUUUAUGCUAUGAAGACUUUCUCCUGAGGUUGUUGGCCAAAGUUUCAAACUUCUUAUUUUACGUUUUCAGUCUCUUGCUGAUUUACGUUGUUAUUGUAACCUUUUCUGUUUAAUCUGUAUGUGUAUCACUUAACUUUUGAAGCAGCAGUUACUUUUAGUGAGACAGUUUCAUUCCAUGCGUUUGAAUUUUUAUGAUUGAGUAUUUGUUUCAUACCAGUGAAUUACAUCAGUUUUAGAAUUUGAUAACCAGGUAUCCUCUUGCAUUUUUGCAGCACAAGCUCUUGUGUGUGCAAAAUAGAAUAUACACUCCUAUUGAGAGUACACAAAACAUAUAUUCCAGUAAUGGACAUUGCUAUGUCUAUAUUUUAUAUGAAAACAUUGGAUAUAUUUAAUUACAGAAGCUAAUGGCAUCACUACAGGUGCAAAUAUUUCAUACCAUUUUAUGACUAUGAAGCUUAACAAUCUUGCUUUCUACUUCAGAUUAUUUUGUAAGGGGGGAGGGAAAUGAAAUAUAUACAAUUUAUGCAGGUUUUUGGAAAUUAAUACUGCAAAGAAUUCUUUUUUUUUUGAUUGUAAAUACUGUACAUUCAAUGUCGCAGGGAAGUUUUUUCAGCUAAUUUGUUUCCAUACAAAUUUUUGAUAGAUGCAAAUAAGAUCAUUGUGUUUAGAGGUCUAAUGUUAUAUGUAUUCAUAUUACAGAGUGAAUUUGUAUUUAAGGACAAAUUUUUAAAUGAUGGAGCCCACUGAACCUUGGGUCCUUGUCUUUUGUAUUUUUAAUUGGUUUAUUAUGAAAAUAAAUCAAAUGAAAAAAACA